Molecule: messenger RNA, 1877 nt
Organism: Ceratitis capitata (Mediterranean fruit fly)
Lineage: Eukaryota; Metazoa; Arthropoda; Insecta; Diptera; Tephritidae
Product: hornerin
Exons: 2
Coding region: 1-1803 (600 amino acids)
Source: RefSeq, a predicted model, not a curated record
AUGGCGACUCCUGCUGGAGGCUGCGUCCCACAGCAACUGCUAGUUACUGUUGUUGCAACAGCAACAUUAUUGUCAACAGUCUGCAAUGCGGCCGCAGCAAAACACUCUUCGUCAACAACGACUGGCGCGCGAGGGCGUACACCGGAAAUGCACAACGGACUGGCCCACAAAAACAUGGCUCAUGUCUAUGCAAAUCAUGUGGGACAACAGCAGCGGCAUGAGCAGCAACAACAACUGCAAAAAGUUGAGGCAAAACCCACACAUCAGCAACAUUAUGGCUUUCAUUAUGAGCGGAAUAACAGCAGUGGCAGCAAUCAUAAUGGCCUUGCAGCACACACCGAAACCGCGUCGGCAGCCACAGCAGCCUCAGCAGCAGCAGAGGAAGUCAGAAAGACAACACGUCGAAGUUACAAUGGAUUCAGUGCCGGUGCGGGAGUUGGAGGCAUAGGCGGAGCCGGCGGUGAUGUUGCGGAGUGGCGCAGCUCACAUAACGGUGCUGGCAGUAGCACAAGCGCAAGUAGUUACAACUUUGGGGCAGCUAAGCUUAAUGAUCUCACAAAUCUCUCGGGCUUGCGGCAUAUUAGCAGCGGUUUUGGCGGUGGCGGGCAUGCACUUAGUGCCGGUGCUCUCGGUGCAACUACAACAGCUGUGGCCAAACAACACAUACCAAUUUACGAAGAACAGCAAGAAAACGAUUAUGGCGCCGCCACAUUGGGUACAUCCGGCGCAGUAGGACACAAUGUACUUGGGGAAAGCAAUCAACAUGGCAGCAGCAGCAGCAACAGCAUCAGUUUUGGUGGCAGCCAUGGUGGCGGAAGCAGCACCAGCAGUGGUUGGAGUCAUAGUGUUAGCAACGGCAACUAUAAUUCUGGCGCUAGUACCAGUGCUGGUGGGCGCAACGAUGCACUCAGUUCGGCCCUUUACAAUUUACACUCAGCAGGCACGCACAAUGGAUUUCAGCCUUCGGCAUUUGGUAGCAAAUACUCAUCAGCGGCAGGCGCUUCCAUGACCUAUGCGUCGGCAUCUCCCUACAAGCACCAACUCGAACAUCAUAAGCAUCAAGCAAACGAUAAAAUCUCUGAUGGCAGCUUUCUGCAUCGUUAUGAUCAUAACUCCGGCAGUUAUGAUGAACAUUCUGCCCCCUCGAUAUACGCACAUCACGACCACCAUCAUUCAAUAACAACUUCAAGUUUUAUGCCUCACGAAAGUUUCGCUCACACAGGACAUAACACCGAUUCUGCGGCUUCAGCUGCAUCGGCUGGCGAUGCAGAUAUCUCAUUUGGGCACCAUCACAGUAUCGGUAGUGUCGGCGGUAGCGGUCAUGGAGAUGGUGGUGCCGAAGCUGACAUCGAAGAAGAUGACAAAGGCUCUAGCGGACCUUCGUACGAUGACGCCACUAAUUAUCUACCCGAGCAACAUCAUUCGGAUGACGGUGGCUCUUCGUCGCCGCAACAUGUCAUCAACUACAUACCCUAUCCGGUUGUGAAGAAAGUGCACGUACCAGUUCGCGAACCCGUACAGAUUCCAGUGCAGCAUGCGAUUAUAGUACCAGUCAGCAAGCCAGUGCCCAUACACAUACCGGUGGCUAAGCAUGUACCCGUGCCGGUUGAGAAGGAGUUAAGAGUACCUGUGGAGCGCGUGGUUCCAUAUCCAGUUGAGAAGCCUGUACCAGUGCCCGUGGAGAAGCGUGUACCCUUUCAAGUGGUUAAAUAUGUCACCGUGAAGGUACCCCAUCCAUUCCCCGUUAAGGUGCCCGUCUUCAAAACGAUAUUGCACAAGGUACACAAGAGCGGUAUGUGGUAGGUAUUUACCGUACGUUCACUGCGGAUGAGCACAGUUGACGGCAGUUGGGGCGUGUCAAUUCUCAUAUUUAUUAU